CCUAGACACACACCCCUUGACCCUCUAAGGAAUGCCCCUUGUCUUGCGAAGAUCGAUCCAUCCCUCUUGAUCUACUUUACUGUCCUCCCUCCAACUCUGUCACAUCUUCCUCUUUUUGUCUUCUUCCAACAACAAGCACAGACAACAAGCCAUCAUCAAUCCAUCUUUGCCAUCUCCUCCAUCUCUCACCCUUCCCACAUACCAACCGCAUUGACACCACCUGACUUCUUUUGCUGAAGCUACAGAGUCUCAACCCGACGUCAUCCCCUUCGGGCUCCGUUAACCUCGCCUAACUUUCAAAACUCAACUCCCAAACAAAUCACCAAGAUGACCCGUUCUCACAAGUACAACGACAAGGACCACGCCGGUUUGGCUGACGGCACUGCUGCUCCUGAGGAGCACCUCCCCCGUUACUUCGCCAAACAUGGCUACGCUGGCGAGGACCCCAAGAAGAUCAAGAAGAGCGGCGGCGGCAAGGGUAACUGGGGCAACCCUGGUGACGAGAUCCUUGAUGACCAGUUCAACCUGGCCAAUGCCCGCCGCCGAUCCAACUCGUCUGGCUAUGCCAACAACCUCUCGGACUUCAAGACCAAGUUCGACCUGAAUGAGGUCGAGCCCGUCUUUGAGGAGUCCAUCCACGGCCCUGCCGAGGAUGACCUGACCAAGACCGAAUCUGCCUCUACCAGCGGCGGCUCUGUCGAUGAUGCGACUUCUGCUAAGAGCGUCUAAGUCUCCCUCCUAGGAGGGGCUUGGACAUGAUGAGGGCUGUCUUGUUUUCACCCACAUACAUACACAUGUCGUUUCGAGCGCUGCGUAUGACACAGUCACUGCUGGUCUUAUUUGAAAACGAAAAGCGUGUUGUUUGGCCUGUCGCACUUGGCUGGCUGGCUUGUCUCGUGGAGAUGGUUGCUCGAUGGUCCUCUUGACAUCUGGCGGCGUCUCAGCCUCGAUUUGACUGACCCCCUCAUCGCACGAUGGUCGUGCCUUGCUCAACAGAUAGCACCUUCUGGUAGUCUUGUGCUCACCAGACUGUAAUAUUAUUUCUCUCCUUCCAGGUCGUACAACAAAUGAAUAUGAUGACUUCUUCUUCUGC
This is a messenger RNA of Cryphonectria parasitica EP155, 1093 nucleotides long. RefSeq lists its product as uncharacterized. NCBI's taxonomy places the organism in Eukaryota, Fungi, Ascomycota, Sordariomycetes, Diaporthales, Cryphonectriaceae. The record is from RefSeq and is a predicted model, not a curated record. The coding region runs from base 328 to 729 and encodes 133 amino acids. The transcript has 5 exons.